AUGACCCUGCAGAAGAAGCCCAACAGUAACUCCGUGACCUUGCUUGCCAGCGGGAAAUGGCAGAUAGCAUUUCACCCACAUGUGUAUUUCUUACAGGCUUCCAACUAUCACACAAGUUCAGACCAAUGGAAGAAAAGAGCAGCAAAAAUUGAAUUGACUGAAACCCAAAAGCAAGAAAUUAAAGAGGCCUUUGAUUUAUUUCAUAUUGAUGGGUCUGCAACCAUAGAUGUGAAAGAAUUGAAGAUUGCAAUGCAGGCCUUAGGAUUUGAACCAAAGAAAGAAGAAAUUUAAAAAAUGGUUGCUGAAAUCGACACAGAAGGAAUUGGCACCAUUAGUUCUGAAGAUUUUUUUGCCAUAAUGAGUGUAAAAAUGAGUGAAAAAGAAGAAAUACUGAAGACUUUCAAAUUAUUUGAUGAUGAUGAUACUGGAAGCAGAACACUAAGCAACAUCAAGAGGGUCGCUAAGGAACUAGGGGAAAAUUUAAUGGAUGAUGAGCUUCAGGAAAUGCUUGAUGAAGCUGAUUGUGAUGAGGAUGGAGAAAUAAAUGAGGAAGAAUUUUUGAGAAUGAUGAAAAAGACCACUCUUUAUCAAUAUUCUUUUUUUCUUCCUUCUGUACAGUUGUUAACAAAUUGUAUUUGUUAUGCAGUUCCAUAAUAUCUGAAUGUAUUCAUUUUCAAUUUUUAGUUUAUAUACACAAAUGUGUUUCUUGAUGUCUAAUCCACGUGAGUAGUUACAUGUUUCUACCAAUGUGUUGUUAAAUCUAUAACAUCAAGAAACAAAGAAAAUGUAAUGACUUUCUUGAACCAUGAAUCCAAGAAGAGUAUUAAUUCCAACUGCUAUUUUUAGAGUCUCAGGGUCAAAAGACUUAAAAUUUUUUUAAGUUUAAUGAAACUGGCCCCACAUCCAAAUGAAUUUGGCAAACAAGCCAUUACCUUCCCUAUUAUUUUCCUUUUGUGCAACUCUUUAAAAACUGAUGAGCAUUUGCUUUUUAGUCAGUUAUUCGGAUAUGUAAAGUAUUAAAUAAAAUUGACAACUACACUGUUAAUUUUCUUUUUAUAAAGAAAUUCAAAGCACUUAUAUCACCGAGAUUUCCUUAUAAGUUUGACCCUGUAAGUUAGGAUUUAUUUAAUACCUCUGCCCUAGGACAGGUGCUAGGGAUUUUACGUAUGUUAUCUCAGUUAAUAUAUUACAACUUGGAACCUGGUGGUAUUAGUUCCAUCUUACUACAUGUGAGAAAACUAAAGUUCGGAUAACUUAAAUUUAAAAAUUGUUGAAUUGCCCAUAGAUGAUAAAUAAAACAUGGAUUCUAAA
Ceratotherium simum simum (southern white rhinoceros) is the source of this 1311-nucleotide messenger RNA. The record is from RefSeq and is a predicted model, not a curated record. Lineage: Eukaryota; Metazoa; Chordata; Mammalia; Perissodactyla; Rhinocerotidae.